Nerophis lumbriciformis (worm pipefish) is the source of this 2775-nucleotide messenger RNA. The record is from RefSeq and is a predicted model, not a curated record. NCBI's taxonomy places the organism in Eukaryota, Metazoa, Chordata, Actinopteri, Syngnathiformes, Syngnathidae.
AUGCAGCAGAUUGUGCAUUUCUCCGUGUCUUUCCUCCUUGUCUUGUGGGGGUGUGCACACGGAGGCUCGCCCAGCGUCCAAAUUGGGGGGCUCUUUCCAAGGGGCGCGGACCAAGAGUACAGCGCCUUCCGGAUAGGCAUGGUCCAGUUCGGUACGGCCGAGUUCCGGCUCACGCCUCACAUUGACAACCUGGAGGUGGCCAACAGUUUUGCUGUCACCAAUUGCUUCUGCUCGCAGUUCUCCAGGGGCGUCUAUGCCAUUUUCGGAUUCUACGACAAAAAGUCGGUGAACACCAUCACGUCGUUCUGCGGCACGCUGCACGUGUCCUUCAUCACGCCCAGUUUCCCGCUGGACGGCACCCAGCAGUUCAUCAUCCAGAUGAGGCCAGACAUUAAGGGGCCACUGCUGAGCCUCAUUGAGUACUACAAGUGGGACAAGUUCGCCUACCUGUACGACAGCGAUCGAGGCCUGACAACACUUCAGGUGGUCCUGGACACGGCGGCCGAGAGGAAGUGGCAAGUGACGGCCAUCAACGUGGGCAAUCUAAAAGAUGAGCGCAAAGAUGAAGCCUACCGCUCGCUUUUCCAGGAUCUGGAAAACAAGAAAGAGCGACGGGUGAUCCUGGAUUGUGAACAGGACAAAGUCAAAGACAUCAUGGACCAGGUCAUCACCAUUGGCAGACACGUUAAAGGCCACCAUUACAUCAUAGCUAAUCUGGGUUUUGUGGACGGCGAUCUGUCCAAAAUCCAGUACGGCGGUGCCAAUGUGUCAGGCUUCCAGAUCGUGGAUUUCGACGAUCCUUUGGUAUCCAAGUUUGACCAAAGGUGGGAGGCCUUGGAGGAGAAGGAGUAUCCAGGGGCAGAUAGCAAGAUCAGAUACACAUCAGCGUUGACGUACGACGCGGUGCAAGUGAUGACGGAGGCCUUCCGCUACCUUCACAAGCAGCGCAUCGACUUCACCCGUCGGGCCAACACCGGCGACUGCCUUGCCAACCCCGCUGUUCCCUGGGCUCAGGGAGUGGAAAUCGAGCGGGCAUUGAAACAGGUGCGCGUGGAGGGCCUGACGGGCAACAUCCAGUUCGACCAACACGGCAAGCGGGUCAACUACUCAGUCAACAUAAUGGAAUUGAAGAACAACGGCCCCGUAAAGAUUGGCUACUGGAACGAGGUUGACAAAAUGGCCGUCACCAAAUCUGACGUCUUUGCCAAUGACUCGACGGGGAUGGAAAAUAAAACGGUCAUUGUCACGACAAUCUUGGAGGCUCCUUACGUCAUGCUGAAAAAGAAUGCUGACCUGUUUGUGGACAACGACCGCUACGAAGGGUACUGUGUGGAUCUGGCCGCCGAGAUCGCAAGGCAUUGCGGUUUCAAAUACCAACUGAAAAUAGUCAAUGAUGGCAAGUAUGGAGCCAGGGAUGCUGAGACCAAGAUCUGGAACGGCAUGGUGGGCGAGUUAGUGUAUGGGAAAGCUGACAUCGCUGUAGCUCCUCUAACCAUCACCCUCGUCCGAGAGGAAGUGAUCGACUUUUCUAAGCCUUUUAUGUCCCUGGGGAUCUCGAUUAUGAUCAAGAAACCCCAGAAGUCCAAGCCUGGCGUCUUCUCCUUCCUUGACCCACUGGCCUAUGAGAUAUGGAUGUGCAUCGUGUUCGCCUAUAUCGGAGUCAGUGUCGUGCUCUUCCUGGUCAGCCGCUUCAGCCCCUACGAGUGGCACACAGAGGAGUACGAGGACGGGCAGAUCCAGACCAACGAGUCCACCAAUGAGUUUGGCAUAUUCAAUAGCCUGUGGUUCUCGCUGGGGGCGUUCAUGCGACAAGGCUGUGACAUCUCACCAAGGUCCCUGUCCGGGCGCAUUGUUGGCGGCGUGUGGUGGUUCUUCACGCUUAUCAUCAUCUCCUCCUACACGGCCAAUUUGGCUGCUUUCCUCACUGUGGAGAGGAUGGUGUCACCCAUUGAGAGCGCUGAGGACCUGGCCAAGCAGACCGAGAUCGCGUAUGGCACGCUAGACUCAGGCUCAACUAAAGAAUUCUUUAGGCGUUCUAAAAUUGCCCUUUUUGACAAAAUGUGGACAUACAUGCGGAGUGCAGAGCCCUCGGUGUUUGUGAAAAAAACAGCCGAGGGUGUUCUGAGAGUCCGCAAGUCCAAGGGGAAAUACGCCUACUUGCUGGAGUCCACCAUGAACGAGUAUAUCGAGCAACGCAAACCCUGCGAUACCAUGAAGGUGGGAGGCAACCUGGACUCCAAAGGAUACGGAAUCGCCACGCCCAAAGGAUCCUCAUUAAGAAAUGCGGUUAACCUCGCAGUACUAAAACUGAAUGAGCAAGGCCUGUUGGACAAAUUGAAAAACAAAUGGUGGUACGACAAAGGAGAGUGCGGCAGCGGGGGAGGUGAUUCCAAGGAGAAGACCAGCGCCCUCAGCCUGAGCAACGUGGCUGGGGUCUUCUACAUUCUGGUCGGAGGACUCGGCUUGGCCAUGCUGGUGGCCUUAAUCGAGUUCUGUUACAAGUCCCGAGCCGAGGCCAAACGAAUGAAGGUGGCAAAGAAUGCACAGAAUAUUAACCCAACUUCCUCGCAGAAUUCACAGAAUUUUGCAACUUAUAAGGAAGGUUACAACAUGACUUUCGGGGACGCUAUGAGGAACAAAGCGAGACUUUCGGUCACCGGGAGCACUGGGGAGAAUGGUCGGGUGAUGACUCCUGAGUUCCCGAAGGCCGUCCACGCCGUCCCGUACGUCAGGCCCGACAUGGGCCUCAAUGUCAGCCUGACAGACCUGUCCUGA